This is a messenger RNA of Haplochromis burtoni (Burton's mouthbrooder), 3561 nucleotides long. RefSeq names its product family with sequence similarity 217 member Ba (gene fam217ba). Bases 407 to 2113 code for a protein of 568 amino acids. Lineage: Eukaryota; Metazoa; Chordata; Actinopteri; Cichliformes; Cichlidae. The transcript is spliced from 4 exons. The record is from RefSeq and is a predicted model, not a curated record.
ACAGGCGAGCCAGUCAGCAGCAGGUAAACAAACCUAUCUGACUGGGACGGGGAGCCAAACAAAGCGUUUGCGCCGUGUCACCGUCUCGCAUUUGUAAUGGUGAUGAGGACGACAUCGGGGAAGGAGACGCGCCAGCUGUCAGCAAGCGAUUCAAAUAAAAGCUGAUCUGCGAUCGAGCAGCGGGGCCAUACGACGGAGAUUAGGAGGACGCGUUUCAACCUGCGGAUACAGGGGACGCUUGACAUCUACGCACGAUGCACUGCAGCAUUUUUGAGAAAAUGGGUGUUUUUAGCCUAAUUAUCAGACUGGAAUAUGUGAUCCGAGAUGUCGGUUGGGUUCUUUAGCUACCGUGUGAUCUAACUGCGUCGGACUCGAAAGCAACAAUCAUCCCCCACUGUGCUGCAACAUGGGGCCCAUCAUGCAGGAGCGCACAGCAUCCACGACACUGAAACGCGUCGUUUCCAAAGAGAAGAUUCGGGUGAAAAAUACCGAAAAUAGCGGGACAGUAACCAGUUCAAAGAAGGGUAACAAGACGAAGAAAUCUGUGGGCCAAAUGAAAAAUGGUCUCCCAGGACCAGGUCAAGAUAAGGACACGGUGACAACAGUGCACAGAGGUGCACAAUCAAAAGGUGCCAGAGUGAAGCCUUGCACUACACGCAAUACAAGCAAAGUGUCCAGCCCCGAAGAAGAAGGGGAUUUGAGACCUCAGCUCCGCAAGCAAUCUUAUGCACACAGGAAGGAGGAAAAGCGAGAAAAUCAACGUGUGUCCCAAUGCACCAGCGAGCUCCAGCAAAACCGUGGGGGGAUGGGAAAAAAUCGGCGAGCCCUCUCGCUGCCUCUCUCUCCGAUAUCAGGAGUACGGCAAGUGCCGGCUCAGCCCCUGAUGCACUCCCCAGCUCCCACCCCCGAGGCACUCCAGCAGCACUACAACCACAAAGAUGAUGACACAGACAGUGCAAGUGAUCUGUCGGACUCUGAGAGGCUUCCAGUUCUGCCCUCCCCAUGCACUCCCUGUACCCCUCCCCAUCUCAACCUCCGGGCAGAGAUCAUCAACUCUAGCGACUUUCCCCCAGACUUUCCGGGACCCCAUGGGGCAGUGGGUGAUGAAGAUGAGAAUGAGAAACCCAGCUACAGUUACCCAGACUUUCUUCCUCCUCCCUUUAACAGUUGGAGUCUGAGACAGCUGGCAGUGUUUCUGCAUACAGAGGGUCGUGGUGCCCCCCGGCCUAAGCCAGUAGGGCCCUUAGAGAAGUACCUGGAGAAGCUCCUCCAGCUGGAGUGGCUCCAGAUUCAAACGGUGCAAGCAGAGAGCAGCCGUCCGCCUGGGAGCCGCCCAAGGCCACAGGGCUUCUCCUCUGCUACUACAGCUCAUCAACCUAGGCCUCACACAGCUCCACCAUCCCGACUCAACUCCCCAAAAGGGCUGCGGCACACCCAGCGAGCAUUCCCAUUUGCACCUGUCAACAACCCCCCAUCACCUGCCUCAACCCAGCACCAAGUCUCCCGCCUUCCAGUCUGUCCUCACUGUCACAUUCGCUACCCAUUGUGCAAUGGAAGCUGCUCUGCUUAUGUCUACCAGCGCCACUCACGACUCAGCCCACUGCUUGAGCGCAGAGCCAGACCCGGUGCACCGACAAAAAGGAGCAGCAGUGAGACCCGAGCUCCCUCCACAGAAGGUAGGAGCCCAGGAGGGCAAGGUGGAAGUGUGGGAGGGGCUCACACUCCAGUUAGCCCCUCAGCUGGAAAGAGUCACCACAGGCAAAUGCAGGCUGCAGGCAAUGCCCGUAAGCUACCCCAGGAAUCUGGCACUAACCCAAACAGCAGAGGUCAGGUGAGGAAAAGCCGUGUCAGAGCUAACUCUGAGACAGAUGUUAAAAAGGAGGCUGGUGGCAUGAAAGCAACCGGUGCAGAGAAACGUGCUUUUGCUGCAAGUAAGAGAGAGACCAUGACAUCCAAGAAAGAGGAGAGGGACUGGCAGAAGACAGAGGCAGUAGGCCAGGCCUCUAAAACAGCCAUGAAAAGAGCUGCUAAAGACCUGUCCUCUCUCCCCAAAGCCCCAGUCAGUAGUAAGCAGUGCGGCAAAAUGAAAAAUGUGCACUUUGUCGCAAAGUAACCCCUGUAGACUUGCAAUAUAGUGCUUUCCUUACAGGUUACUCGGUACAGGAGCUUGAAUCUAUGCUUGCUUUCUGUGUAAACUGUGUAAUACUAACAUGUUCUAACUGUUGUACAGCUAAAUCAGUAAGUGGUGUACAGCCUUUAAAGGUCGAAACCAUCAGCAAUCGUGCAGCUAGAAUACAGAAAAUAAACAGCAAAGAUAACUCGACAUUUAAAUAGAGCAGAACUAUAUACGCUGCAUUUAAUUCCGAAUGUACAGUUAUAGUAAUAUGGCUCACUAUGAACCUGAACACUGCUAUUAUUCAAAAAAGUAAAGCUUUUGUGUACAAUAAAUAAAUAAGUAAAACUAUUGCACUGCACAGUCAUUGCUCAGUAAUCCUCUAAUGUUAAAAUAAGCAUUUACUGUCCCGCUGGCCAGUUUUCAGCAUAAGUAAUCCACAGUGAAGAUAAACAGAGGUCACUAUGUUUCAACCAUCAAAUACGACCAUAGCUGUUUCAGUGCAAUUUUUGAAUGUUGGAAUGUAUUUGUUUUCAAUGUUCUUAUUUUUUUUUCCUCAAUGUUGCUUUUUAUUGUUCCUUUGGUGCCUCCAUGUUUUAAGACACAUUUUAAGUUAAAGCAAGUUUAGGUGAAAAGGAGGCAAAGUAAGUGGUGGGGUACUGCAGUAAUGUGGUCUGUUCCAGAUAUAUUUGUGAUUUGGUUUUAAAUUUUUGGUUACAAGGGCUUUUCAUGUUUGAACAGCUUGAAUUGUAGUUAUGAUAAUAUACUGUAUUUUGCAUAGAGCUGAGCUCUUUCUAUCAUUGAAGACGGUGUAAUGUUUGCUACGAAUGUAAAUGCAUAUUUUUCCAAAUUUUAUAUGCCAUAGUUAUAUUUAUCAGAAGUGCUGUGGUUGACUUGUACUUUCUUCUUCUUCUUCUUCUUCUUCUUCUUCUUCUUCUUCUUCUUCUUCUUCUUCUUCUUCUUCUUCUUCUUCUUUUUUCCCCCCAUCAUCAUUGCUGUUUACACUGUCACGCACAAAAACAAAAACGCAAAGAAAAAGAUCUGAAUGUAACUUUGUGUCAUUCCCAGGAUUCAAUGGAAGUUCAGAGGAUCAUAGCUACUAAGCUGUAAUGUUCUACAUAUCACCUCCAUAUCCCAUACUUGACGUCUGUAGGACACUGUGUUUACAUGAGUAUUUUAUCUGUUUCUUGUGAUUACUAUGUGCACUUGAUUCAUGAAAACACGACACCAAUGUAAAUGUGCUACUUAUUCUGACUGCACCUCUUAACUUAAAUAUCUAUGUAAACUAUCAAAGCCAUAGAUAAGGGGCCUGGAGUGGCAGUGUUGUUCUAAAUGUGUACAUUACAUCGACAUGCACGCAGGAAGAUUGUGGUAUGUACAGUAUUUUCUCAAUGUUGAAUGCGAGUAUUUGUAAGGCAUAGAAAUAAAUGUUUUGCACACAAGCGGCA